AUGCUGUUAAUCCAACACUGCCUCUUCCUCCUUUCCACUGCUGCUGCUGCUACUGGUAGUUAUUACAAUAACCAUCAACGUGAUGCAGCAGCUCUCCUCCAACUCAAAGCCCACAUCAUCUUCGCCACUUCUUCUUCCGAUCAUCCUCUCUCCCGCAACUGGACCGCCGCGGCGACAGCCCAAGUCUGUAGCAGCUGGGUCGGCGUCUCCUGCGGCCGUCGCCACAGGAGGGUGACAUCAUUGAAUCUGGCGAACAUGGGGAUGCAGGGGACUCUGCCUCCCCACAUUGGUAAUCUCUCCUUCUUGGUUUCUCUCGAUCUCAGCGGCAAUCUCUUCCGUGGGGAUUUGCCCAUGGAGCUGUCUAAGUUGCGGAGGUUGAAGAUCAUCAACCUUUCUGAUAACCAGUUUGGAGGUAGCAUCCCACCGUCGCUUGGGGAUCUUAGGGGUUUAAGGGUGCUGGAUUUGGAGGGAAACCGGCUUUCAGGUGCCAUACCAACUUCAAUUUUCAACAUUUCUUCUCUGGAGAGAUUGAUAUUGGCGAGUAAUAGUCUAUCCGGAAGCCUUCCGGAUGAUAUCUGCAAUCAGUUUCGGAAAAUCGAGGUGCUGAAGGUGUCUCACAAUGAUCUAGGAGGUCCAAUCCCAUCUUUAUUGGGGCGUUGUGGCAAUCUUCAGAACUUAUCGUUUUCCCAUAAUUGGUUUACUGGACCGAUCCCGAAGAGUAUUGGGAAUUUAACUGCAUUGAAGGUUCUAUCUUUCUCGUUCACAAAUUUAACAGGAGUCAUUCCACCUGUCAUAUUCAAUAUUUCUACUCUUCGAAUGGUGUAUCUUUCAGAGAAUAGGUUGUUAGGAAUUCUGCCACAUGAUUUGUGUUCUCAUGCGUGGGAACUUCAAGAAUUAUAUUUGGAUGAGAAUCAAUUACACGGUGGAAUUCCUGUGAGAAUUGGAGAUUGUACAAAUCUUCAGAUUGCAUCAUUAUCUUCUAACCGAUUUUCUGGAAGUAUUCCAGCAACCAUUGGGAAUUGCAGCGUUCUCCGGGAAUUAUAUUUGGAUAACAAUAAUUUGACAGGUAAUUCUAUUUAUUCUUUUGACUGCACAUUUUCUUUCCUUCUGCUUUGGUUUUUUUAUUUUGAUUUUGAAAGUGAAAUUCCUUUGGAGUUGGGUUAUCUAAAUGCUCUUCAAAAGUUGGCCCUUGAUCAAAAUAGAUUAAGUGGCUUAAUUCCAUGGACAAUCUUCAACAUCUCAUCCAUGUUGGCAAUGAGUUUUACUGAUAAUGAAUUAUCAGGAAAUCUCCCACCAACAUUAGGCUCGCACCUUCCAAAUUUGGAGUGGCUUAGUGUUGAGGUCAAUAACCUCAAUGGAAGCAUCCCACCGUCCAUCUCCAAUGCUUCUAAACUUGAACUUUUGGCACUUGCAAGGAAUUCAUUCUCCGGCAGUGUUCCCGAUACAUUUGGCAAUCUUCAAAUGCUCCAACGUCUUGACAUUGGGGGUAAUAGUAAUCUAGUGGUAGAUCCGUCUUUCCUCACUUCUUUAACAUCAUGCAAGAGUUUGGAAAGCUUGGAGAUCACAGAGACGUCAUUUGAGGGAGCAUUACCACCUUCCAUGGGGAAUCUCUCCUCGUCUUUGCAGUAUUUUCUUGUAUUUAACUGCAAGAUACAAGGCAACAUUCCAGGUGAACUAGGAAACUUGAGCAACAUAGUUGAAAUCGAUCUUUCAUCCAAUCGAUUGACGGGGUCCAUCCCACGGAAUAUACAUAAACUGAAGAAGCUUCAAGCCUUGAGCCUUAAUCACAAUGAGUUACAUGGAGUCAUUCCGAAUCAACUAUGUGAGUUACCAUCAUUGUUUGGUUUGAAUUUGGAGGACAACAAUUUCUCUGGACAAAUCCCAGAAUGCUUCCCCAAUGUGACUUCCUUAAGAGAAGUCUACUUGGGAUUCAAUAUGUUAAGCUCUGUGAUACCUUCAUCAUUUUGGGAUCUCACCUACUUGUUGGACUUCAGUCUAGCCAGAAACAAUCUGAUCGGUUCUAUAUCUCCACGACUUGGAAACUUCAAAGACUUGAUCUCUAUGGAUUUAUCAGGAAAUCAGUUAUCAGGCGACAUUCCAGCAAGUAUCGGAGGCCUUACAAACAUACAAAAUUUGUCUCUUGCACUGAAUAAUUUCCAAGGUCCGAUUCCUGAAGCCAUUGGGAACUUGGUCAGCCUCGAGUUCUUGGAUUUGUCAGCUAAUAAUCUCACUGGUAUUAUCCCCAAAACCAUGGAGUCAUUGAGGUAUCUGAAACAACUCAAUGUCUCUCAAAAUGGGUUAUGGGGAGAAAUUCCAAAUGGUGGGCCUUUUGCAAAUAUGUCUUCGGAAUCAUUCUUGUUGAAUCCUGACCUGUGUGGCUUACCCAAAUUUGGAGUGCAACAAUGCACACAAGGACACAACAAGCACUUUGACAAGUUACUAAUUGCAGUUGUGGUUUCGAUCGUCUUGUCACUAGCAAUUGUUGCUUUCACUUUGACAGUAAUGUUACGCCGCCGAAAAAAGAGCUCGGAAGAGAGGAACAAGGUGAAGGAAGAAUUAUUGGCUUCACUAACAUGGAGAAGGAUUUCCUUGCUCGAGCUUCAACGAGCUACUGAUGGAUUUGACGACUGUAACUUAUUGGGAAAGGGAAGCUUUGGUCGUGUAUACAAAGGUGUUCUAGCUGAUGACACCAAUGUAGCGAUAAAGGUGUUUAAUGAAUUGGAAGGAGAAGCUGAUGGUAAUGAUACUGAAUGUGAAGUUUUACGAAAUCUCCGCCACAGAAAUCUCAUUAAAAUUAUCAGCACUUGUUACACGACUGGUUUCAAAGCAUUGGUAUUGGAGUUCAUGCCUAACGGGAGCUUGCAUAAGUGGCUAUAUUCACACAACUACUUUCUCGACAUUUUUAAGAGGUUGGACAUUUUGAUCGAUGUUGCAUCGGCUCUUGAAUAUCUCCAUCAAGGUUAUUCCAUUCCAGUUGUUCAUUGUGAUUUGAAGCCAAGUAAUGUAUUGUUGGAUGGAGAUCUCGUUGCUCAUCUAGCUGAUUUCGGCAUUUCCAAGUUCAUUGGAAGCGGGGAUUCCAUGACACAAACAUUGACUCUUGCUACAAUUGGAUACAUGGCACCAGAGUUUGGCAUGGACGGAAUAGUGUCGACAAAGAGCGAUGUGUACAGUUUUGGAAUUCUUGUGAUGGAAGUGUUCACUAGAAGAAACCCGACAGAAGAAUCAUUUCAAGAGGGGAUGAGCAUGAAGCAAUGGGUUACGACAUUAGUGCCCGAGGGAGUCACGAAGUAUGCUGAUGCAAAUCUACUAAAUUGCAACAGUAAUAGGGAUUUUAAGUCUAGAGAAAGUUGCAUAUCUUCAAUUAUGAAACUGGCGUUAGAAUGUUGUGCUGAUACACCAAGGGAUAGGUUGGCCAUCAAUGACGUACUUGCCAAUCUCAGAAAGAUUAAGUCACAAUUGCAACAAGAUCUUUGUCGUCGAGCAUGAAGACUAUACAGGAAUAAAUGUAGGGAUUGUUUUAGCAUUCGGGUGAUUUAUUGAAUACAUUCUAAGCUUUGUUUGUGGCUAAUCACAUGUUUCAACUUUCAGUUGUCACUCAAAUCCUCAAACACAUCUACUUAUGCUGCAGGUAAUACUGCUUCUAAUUAAAGUGGAAAGUUUGCUACAUUUGUGCUCCAUUCUGGAGUGUAAAUACGUAGCGAAUUCAGCAUUGUGAUUUUCAAAAGGAUUCAAUUGCAGUGUGGUAAAACUAUUCAUCCCUCUUUAUUCACAACAUGAUUUCCUUCCUAAGUUUGUGUAUGUGAUUCUACUAUUCAUCCCUCUUUAGUCCAACUGCCGUUGUGCUGGCAAAUGCUGUUGGCUCUGGGAAAAAGGAUUCUCUCCUUCUUCAGCUGGCUAUGCAUGCUUUUUGUGUUGAUUUAAGCUGGAUGUGCUCCCUGUAUGGAUUUUAAAUAAACUUCUUUGGUCUUACUUCAGCUUCCCAACUACACAAUGUUUGAAAUGCCUGACCAAAUUGAGUCUGCAAUAUCAAUCUUUGUGAACCUUGUGGGAAACUGAACUAGUGAAGUUGUUGAUAGUCCAAAUAUAUAUUGGUAAAACCGUAAUAAGAGGCAAUAUAACCGUGUCAGUUUGGUCUUUGGUAUGCAGUUUAACCGGUAUGACAGAGUACUGUGGAAUCAGAUUAUAUGAUUUGAUGCAUGGUGUUGUGGACCAUGAGCAAAUCUAGAAUAUUAGAGUGGCCGAUGGAUCUUGCGACGAUCAAGGAAAAGGUGAGGAAGAUGGAGUACAAGAACAAAGAGGAGUUCAGACGCGACGUGUGGCAGAUCGCUUUCAAUGCCCACAAAUGCAAUGACGGGCGAAACCCUGGCAUCCCACCUCUAGCUGAUCAGCUUCUAGAACUCUGCGACUUCUUGUUAGGAGAGAGUGCGAGCGAGUUAGCUGGGGUGGGAAUGUAGACAAGUAUGAUGCAGGAGGCAAAGGAAAGUUUUUGCUUCAGAGCUCUUUAGUAGGUCAGUCUCCUGGGGCUUUUAGCUAGCUGCUUCUGGAGUGGUGGCGAUUGGUUGAUUCUUUCCUGUGUUAGGGAUAGGUGUGUCCAAUUCAAAUGAUCGAUCCCCCAUCCCAAGAUGAUAUGCUUCAGAAGACGAGGACGCCCCGUGAUCUUUCCGUUAGUUAAUCUUAGGCUUGGCCCGUCCUGGCUUCAACACGGCAUACAGAAGACCAGCAACAACAAGGAAAGCAGGAAUGGUUGCCAUGUCGAAAACCAGAUGCACUUUCCGCUCUGUUGUGCAGUGAACUGGAUGCAGAAGAGCAAUAGUUGCAUUCACUUGCUCAGAAAAC
This is a messenger RNA of Linum tenue, 4836 nucleotides long. Lineage: Eukaryota; Viridiplantae; Streptophyta; Magnoliopsida; Malpighiales; Linaceae. The record is from the annotation of a GenBank genome assembly.